Messenger RNA from Penicillium waksmanii, 912 nucleotides. RefSeq names its product DUF3429 domain-containing protein. The record is from RefSeq and is a predicted model, not a curated record. The transcript has 4 exons. The coding region runs from base 1 to 912 and encodes 303 amino acids. NCBI's taxonomy places the organism in Eukaryota, Fungi, Ascomycota, Eurotiomycetes, Eurotiales, Aspergillaceae.
AUGCUGUACCGUACCACCGCCGCCCGCUCUAUGCUCCGGGCUAUCUCGAGCUCCAAUGCCUCCGUGGCUCGCUCGACCAUGGUCAACCCGGUCUUCAAGGCCCAGCUGACCUCGUCCGCCCGCUAUGCGGUCCGCCCGUCCGUCAAGUCCAACUUCGCGCUCGCUGCUCACAAGCCCGUCACCACCGCCCUUGUUCGCCACGCCUCGUCUUCCAGCAAGGAUGACGAUGAUGUCGACAUGAUGGCCGGUAUGAAGUCAGAGGCUAAAGUCAUCAAGGAUACUUUCAGCCUGGCUGAGGUCCCUAAGGAGGCUCUCUACCUCGGUAUGGCCGGUGUCAUCCCCUACGUGGCCACCUCUCUGGAGACUGUCUACCUCUCCUAUGAGAUCAACCGCGCCGCUUCCCUCGGCGAUGGACUGAUCUUCUCCGGUCAGAGCGCUGAGCUGCUCCUGCACAUGAUCGAGCCCCUCCAGGUCACCUACGGUGCCGUUAUCCUUUCCUUCCUUGGUGCCAUCCACUGGGGUCUUGAGUGGGCUGGCUACGGCGGCAAGUUCGGUUAUCGCCGUUACGCCGCCGGUGUGAUCGCUCCUGCCGUGGCCUGGCCUACUCUGCUGUUCCCCACUGAGUACGCCCUGAUCACCCAGUUCCUUGCCUUCACCUUCCUGUACUACAACGACGCCCGCGCUGCCGCCGUUGGCCGUGCUCCCCACUGGUACGGCAUGUACCGUUUCGUCCUGACCUUUGUUGUCGGUGCCUCCAUCGUCGCCACCCUGAUCGGCCGUGAGCAGAUCCAGUCGACCAUCAGCACCGAACACACCAUCUCGGACAAGGUCAAGGCUCUGCUCUUCCUGCAGAAGAAGGAGAAGGAGGAGGCCGAUGCCCGCCGCAAGGCUGAGGUCGAGGACUCGGAGUAA